Messenger RNA from Talaromyces stipitatus ATCC 10500, 2072 nucleotides. Its product is annotated as galactose-proton symport, putative. The record is from RefSeq and is a predicted model, not a curated record. Gene Ontology annotation, molecular function: myo-inositol:proton symporter activity. NCBI's taxonomy places the organism in Eukaryota, Fungi, Ascomycota, Eurotiomycetes, Eurotiales, Trichocomaceae. Gene Ontology annotation, cellular component: membrane. The coding region runs from base 1 to 1905 and encodes 634 amino acids. Gene Ontology annotation, biological process: transmembrane transport. The transcript has 5 exons.
AUGGCAGGCAUUGGUCCUCGGGACGAGGUCCACGACGUCGAAACCGUUGAUUAUGCAUUGAAGAAUAUCGAAAAGACUGCCGACGGCUCGGCCGUAUCUGACUCCGAGCAGGGUCAUGUCGAAAGGGUCAACUUGAACAACAACGUUUCUGCCAAGAUCAAGAACCCUCUCGCUGAUCUCAGCCCCCAUCACGUCCUUCGCGAUGUCAAUGACUUCGCGCAGACUCAUGGGCUGACCGACAUCCUUCCUGUAUUGAAGAAAGGCGCUCUCGUCGCGCGUGACCCGGCCAACUACACCAGUGUCGAAGGCUUGACCCACGAAGAGUCUGAGGCCAUUCGAAAUGAGGUCCUUCACAAGUGGAGACAGCCCUGGGCGCUAUACUUUACCAUUAUCCUUUGCUCAAUUGGUGCCGCCGUCCAAGGUUGGGAUCAAGAGGGCUCCAACGGUGCCAACUUGUCUUUCCCCGAUGCUCUUGGAAUCCCCGAAAAGGGCCCUCAAGCUUCUCGUAACCAAUGGCUUGUCGGCGUUGUGAAUGCUGCUCCUUACAUUGGUGCUGCCGGCAUUGGCUGCUGGUUCUCCGACCCCCUCAACCGUCUUAUCGCUCGUCGCGGUACCAUCUUCGUCUCUGCUAUUUUCUGUGUCCUCGCCCCCAUCGGCGGUGCGGUCGCUCAGACCUGGCCUCAACUUUUCGUCACUCGAAUUCUUCUCGGAAUCGGCAUGGGCUUGAAAGCCUCCACUAUCCCCAUCUUCUGUGCAGAGAACACCCCCGCUAGUAUUCGAGGAGGUCUUGUCAUGUCAUGGCAACUGUGGACUGCGUUCGGUAUUUUCUUGGGAUGUAGUGCCAACCUGGCUGUGAUGAACACGGGAGAUAUCUCGUGGCGUCUGCAGUUGGGUUCUGCGUUCAUUCCUGCUGUUCCCCUGCUUGUUGGUGUCUAUUUCUGCCCGGAAUCUCCUCGUUGGCACAUUCGGAACAACAAUAUGCGCAAAGCAUAUGCUUCUCUCCUACGUCUUCGUAACCAUGAGAUCCAAGCUGCGCGUGAUCUUUACUACAUCUACGCCCAGAUCCAGGUCGAGAAUGAAAUCAUUGGCAAAAGCAACUACCUCACUCGCGCGAUUGAAUUGUUCACCAUUCCUCGCGUCCGCCGAGCCACUUUGGCCUCCUUCGUGGUCAUGAUUGCCCAACAAAUGUGCGGUAUCAACAUUGUCGCCUUCUAUUCUUCCUCCAUUUUCAGCCAUGCCGGAGCUAGCGCCACCUCAUCCAACUGGGCUUCUUGGGGUUUCGGUCUAGUCAACUUUGUCUUUGCUUUCCCCGCUAUCUUCACUAUUGACACUUAUGGUCGUCGUGCAUUGCUUCUGUUUACCUUCCCGAACAUGGCAUGGACUCUUCUUACGGCCGGAUUGUGUUUCUUGUUGCCGGAUGGUAGUACCAAGCAAUUGGCCUGCGUCGCUCUGUUCGUGUACCUGUUCGCCGCCUUUUACUCGCCCGGCGAAGGACCAGUGCCGUUCACAUACUCGGCUGAAGUGUUCCCCCUCUCGCAUCGUGAGGUUGGUAUGUCGUGGGCUGUUGCUACCUGUCUAGGUUGGGCCGCCGUUCUCUCGAUCACCUUCCCUCGUAUGCUCAACGCCAUGACUCCUACUGGAGCCUUUGGUUUCUAUGCCGGUCUCAACGUCACCGCUCUAGUGAUGAUCUUUUUCUGGAUGCCUGAGACCAAGCAGCGUACUUUGGAGGAGCUCGAUUACAUCUUUGCGGUGCCCACUCGUCGCCACAUGAGCUACCAACUUCGCACUGCAUUGCCGUACUGGUUCAAGCGAUAUGUCUUGCGCCAGAAUGUGAAGCUCGAGCCUUUAUACCACUUCGACCACAUUGCUACUGCCGAGGAAAUUGUGCAGGUGUCGGCUAAGUAGGAUGUCGGUGCUGUCAGACUAAAUCAUGGUUAGGGUUGGGUUGGGUUGGCCUUGUUUGAAUGACUGUAUGAUCUUAAUGCUCUGAAAUCUUUGCUUUUUGGGCUGUGCCAUUCAUAUUAUACCCUUAUAUGGACAGAGUACGCCAUUCCAAUACAAUUGAUCAUUUU